UGACUGUGGAGGGGGGUAUAGUGAGUCUGUGGCUGAGAUGUGUGACGAGUUACAGAACGGGUCCCUCCCCCUCCUCAUCGUCACCCCCAACGGACGGGGAGAGUCCGGGGCUAACAGAGACUGUUUUAUCUUCAAUCCCAUGGCCAAAUCUCCAGUGCAUGUCAACAUGUUUAAAUUCUUAGGUGUGUUAUUUGGGAUAGCCAUUAGAAGUGGUAGUCCCCUGAGUCUGAACAUUGCAGAGCCUGUGUGGAAACAGGUGGCUGGGAUGCCCCUCAGUAUAUCAGACCUGGCAGAGAUUGACAAAGACUGUGUCCCAGGUCUGAUAUGCAUCAAAGAUCUGACAGAUGAGAAACUCCAGGCAGUAGAGAUGCCCUUCAGUAUCCCCAGCUCUUCUGGUCAGGAGGUACAAUUGUCAGCCAAAUACAGCAAGAUAACUCCCGCAAAUAAAGUGGAGUACAUCAAACAGGCCAUUAAUUACAGAUUGCAUGAGUUUGAUGACCAGGUCAGGUGGGUCAGGGAGGGCAUGUCAAAGGUCAUCCCAGUACCUCUCCUGUCAUUGUUCACUGGACUGGAACUGGAAACCAUGGUGUGUGGUAGUCCAGACAUACCUCUGUACUUACUGAAGUCGGUGGCCACCUAUAAAGGUGUGGACGCUAACGCCCCCCUGGUGACCUGGUUCUGGGAGGUGAUGGAGGAGCUGUUUAACAAUGAGCGGUCCCUGUUCCUGAGGUUUGUGUGGGGCAGGACCCGCCUCCCCAGGUCCAUCGCAGACUUCAGGGGGAGAGACUUUGUCCUGCAGGUGUUGGAUAAAUAUAACCCACCGGAUCACUUCCUGCCAGAAAGCUACACCUGUUUCUUCCUGCUCAAGAUGCCACGUUAUUCCUGUAAACCCGUGUUACUGGAGAAGCUCAAAUACGCCAUACACUUCUGUCGCUCCAUAGACACCGACGACUACGCUCGGGUGGCUCUCACGGGGGAAAUCCUUGUCGACGAUACCCCGGAGGCCAGCGAUGACUCGGAGGAUAUUUAUAGUAUGGAGUCCGACGGGGAAAUCGUGGAUUCCGAUUCCAGUUUGGUCUGAACUUCAGUGAUGCUUUCUAGUCUACAUAUAGAACAGUCUUGCAAUGUUUUUAUUAACUUUGUUAUAAAUAAAGAUAGUUGGACAUACACUUGCUUGAAAAGAAUAACAUUAAAAUAUGAACAAAAUUAUUGUUAUUAAGGACAACAACUAAUAAUCUGUUAGGCAUAUGAAUUUAUUGUCAAAUGGAAAGAUAUGUAUGUCUGUUUUAAGUUUUUUCAAAGCCAUAGCCAAAUUAUAUUGAUUUUUUACUUAAUUUCCAUUGCUUUACUUUUAACAGCAUGAUGUAAGUGGUAGCUAAUAUUUUCACUUUAAUUUAAUUAUAUAUAUUUAUAAGUAUUAAAAAGAUUUUUUUCUCCUUUACUUUUUUGAAGAUAAAAUUCAUAUUUUUAUUGCAUUGACAAUUACAUUGUAGUAUAAAUAGAGUGUCCCAGUGUUGGUAUUAAAUUACUGGUAGGAUUUUUUUUUUACACGCACAAGUCAUAUUUCUGUAAAUAUUGAUAAUGAAGCAUUCAACUUUUGUAUAAAUAGCAAAAGAUUUAUAUUGUAAAUAUUUCUAGGUAAUAGAUAAACCAAAGUCUUAUCAAAUAAAAAGUCCUAGUUAGUAUAUUUAUUGCUGAUAGAGCAUCAAUCUUCAUUAUUCCUUGAAGUAGUCAAUUUUAAGAACAAGAACUUGCAUGAACACCAUGAAAAUGUGGUGAAAAACAUUUUUUUGCACAUGAAAAUGUGGUGAAAAACAUUUUUUUGCAGUGAUAUGUUGCUAGUUUUUGUUUUCAGUAUUGUAGUGUAGUAGUUUAUAAAUCAGUCUUAAUUCUGUGUUUGGAAUUGUUUUAUUGCAUUAAUAUUUGAUGCUAUGUAAAUACUGAUAUUUUACGAGGCGAUUGACUGUGGUUAAUGUAUAUUGCCGUCUCUGUAAGAGACAUUGUAAUUUUAGCAAUUUUCAUUGCUUCAGAAAUCUUAUUACUGAUACAUGUAUCUAUAACUAGAAACACAAGUUGAUUAUUUCAUAAUAUUUACUAUAGUUGUAAUUUCAUUUAGUUAUUACAAUUCUUUGAAUAAAUAAAUUUCAGUACAACUUUAUUGCCGUGAUAAAAACAGAAUUGUUUCUUUUUUGGGUGACUGCUUAUAUGUCUGAAUGGAGAAUUUGAGAAAGGUAGUUUAGUAAUGGCUUAAAUGCUUUUUAAUUCUUAAAAUUGACACCUAUACCAUUACUUUCAUACAAAAUGAGAGUUUUAAAACUUUGAAAGACGACAAAUAAAAUAAAAUUUAUGUCAUGUAAGUUAAUUUUGAGCAGAUUGUUUGCAUUUAGAAACCAUGAUAGAAAACUCUUUCCAAUCACAGUACAUGGUACAGCAGUACAUUAUUUAGCACCUAGUGAAAUGUAAUGUGAAAAGUUAUGAUAAAGUUUGUCAAAACUCUGUAUAUUAUUUAUGCUGUGUGUUUGAGUUUUGUUAUGAAUCAUGUAUUUGUUUUUAAUUAUAAAUUGUUAUUAAAUGUACAAGAGUCCUUAUGCUUUGAUUUUUUCAAAUAAAAAAUGUGAAAACAAAA
This is a messenger RNA of Saccostrea cuccullata (small rock oyster), 2626 nucleotides long. Its product is annotated as E3 ubiquitin-protein ligase HERC2-like. The coding region runs from base 38 to 1081 and encodes 347 amino acids. Lineage: Eukaryota; Metazoa; Mollusca; Bivalvia; Ostreida; Ostreidae. Gene Ontology annotation, molecular function: ubiquitin-protein transferase activity. The transcript has 6 exons. The record is from RefSeq and is a predicted model, not a curated record.